CUGAGACUCAUAGACAUUACAUUACUAUUGAACUAAGGCAUCAUUCAAAAUGAGGGGUGUUGUAGCUAUGCUGGUGCUGAUGUUCUAUCUGUCUGGGGCCUGGGCUGAGGUAGAGAGUAAAGGAGGGACGGAUCAGAUUGACCAGAACAUUCUAUUCACUACCAUAGAUGCUGUCUGGGAUGAGCUGAAAGACCUGAGACUCAUGCUGAACAACACAAAGAAACGAGUAGAGAAGUUGGAGAAUAAGAACACAGCCCUGGAAAACAGAGUGACAGCCAGUGAGAGCCAGGUGGUGGAACUGAAGAAAGAGAAUGCAGCCCUGGAGGCCAGAAUGACAGCCAGUGAGAGACAGGUGGACGAAGUGAAGAAAGAGAAUGCAGUCUUGGAGGCCAGAGUGACAGCCAGUGAGAGUCAGGUGGCGGAACUGAAGAAAGAGAAUGCAGCCAUGGAGGUCAGAUUGACAACCAGUGAGAGCCAGCUGAAGGAUCUGAAGGGAAAGAAUGCAGACCUGGAGGCCAGAGUGACAGCCAGUGAGAGCCAGGUGGAGGACUUGAAGAAACAGAAUACAGGCCAAGCAGCACUAUUGUUAUCCUUGGGAAGCCGAUUAACCACCCUUCAGAGCCAGGUGGCAGAACUGAAGAAAGAGAAUGCAGAUCAAGCAGCAGAACUGUCAGCCCUGGAGAACACAGUGACAGCCAGUGAGAACCAGGUGGCAGAGCUGAUGGCAGAAAAUGCAGCCCUGGAGGCCAGAGUGACAGCCAGUGAGAGUCAUGUGGCAGAACUGAAGGGAAAGAACGCAGCCCUGGAGGCCAGAGUGACAGCCAGUGAGAGCCAGGUGGAGGAGCUGGAGAAAGAGAAUGCAGACCAAGCAGCUGAACUGUUAUCCUUGGGGAGCAGAGUGACAACCCUUCAGAGCCAGGUGGCAGAACUGAAGAAAGAGAAUGCAGCCCUGGAGGCCAGAGUGACAGCCAGUGAGAACCAGGUGGCAGAGCUGAUGGGAAAGAAUACAGCCCUGGAGGCCAGAGUGACAGCCAGUGAGAGUCAUGUGGCAGAACUGAAGGGAAAGAACGCAGCCCUGGAGGCCAGAGUGACAGCCAGUGAGAGCCAGGUGGAGGAGCUGGAGAAAGAGAACGCAGACCAAGCAGCUGAACUGUUAUCCUUGGGGAGCAGAGUGACAACCCUUCAGAGCCAGGUGGCAGAACUGAAGAAAGAGAAUGCAGCCCUGGAGGCCAGAGUGACAGCCAGUGAGAACCAGGUGGAGGAGCUGAAGGGAAAGAAUUCAGCCCUGGAGGCCAGAGUGGCAGCCAGUGAGAGUCAUGUGGCAGAACUGGAGAAAAAUAAUGCAGCCUUGAGGACCAGAGUGACAGCCAAUGAGAGCAAGCUGGAGGAACUGAAGAAAGAGAAUGCAGCCCAAGCAGCAGAACUGUCAGACUUGAAGAACAGAGUGACAACCAGUGAGAGCCAGGUGGCAGAGUUGAAGAAAGAGAAUGCAGCCCAAGCAGCAGAACUGUUAGCUUUGGGGAGCAGAGUGACAACCAGUGAGAGGCAAGUAGCAGAGCUGGAGAAAGAGAAUGAAGCCCUGGAGGCAAGAUUGAGUGUCGCUGAGAGCCUGGUGGAGGAACUGAGGCUAGACAGAAGACAGGUGGCCUUUUCUGUUGGUUUGACGGACUCAGGAUAUGUGGGACCCUUUCAAACUGAGAUCACUCUGGUCUAUGAAAAAGUCUUCACCAACAUCGGCAACGGUUACGACCCAAACUCUGGUAUGUUUUCAGCACCAGUGAGAGGGGUCUACUACUUCACAUUCACCUCCAUGGGCCGAGAGCCUGGACAGAAAAUGGGUGUUUACUUGGCCAAAAAUGGAGAGCAAAUGAUAUACAACGUCCAGGACAACUUCCAUGGUGGUUAUGAGUACAUGACAGGUGCCGUGGCUCUGGAGCUAGAGAAAGAUGAUCUGGUGUACUUAAGGCUUCCUAAGGGCUGGGGGCUGUAUGAUGACAACUACAACCACACUGUCUUUACUGGCAUCCUGCUCUUCACCACCAACCCUGCUAGGGGCCGACUCCACUAGUCCUUCUCCGUCUUCAAUAAACAUGGAAUGAGUAA
Salmo salar (Atlantic salmon) is the source of this 2103-nucleotide messenger RNA. The record is from RefSeq and is a predicted model, not a curated record. NCBI's taxonomy places the organism in Eukaryota, Metazoa, Chordata, Actinopteri, Salmoniformes, Salmonidae.